Messenger RNA from Anneissia japonica, 3192 nucleotides. Its product is annotated as E3 ubiquitin-protein ligase TRIM33-like. The transcript is spliced from 2 exons. Gene Ontology annotation, cellular component: chromatin; nucleoplasm. The record is from RefSeq and is a predicted model, not a curated record. Bases 63 to 1226 code for a protein of 387 amino acids. Lineage: Eukaryota; Metazoa; Echinodermata; Crinoidea; Comatulida; Comatulidae. Gene Ontology annotation, molecular function: zinc ion binding; ubiquitin-protein transferase activity. Gene Ontology annotation, biological process: positive regulation of DNA-templated transcription.
GGAGAAAGACGCCCCUAGAUAGCCUUAAAUCACCACUGAAGGUUCAUCAAUAUUUCUCUACCAUGGCAUCUAAACGUUUUUCCAGAGAGAUAAUUGCUGGUAUAGAGGCUGCAGCACUCGAAUGUCCGUUAUGUAUGGAACGUUUUAAACACCCGAAACUACUCCCGUGCGUCCAUUCAUUUUGUCUUGGAUGUCUUGAGAAGUGGGUGAAAGAAAGUAGUGGAAGGCUCAGCUGCCCGAUCUGUCGUGAAAUCUGCAAAGUUCCAAAAAAUGGACUUAAAGAACUGCCGAACAACAUUUUCAUCGUCGGAUUGUUAGAUUAUAUAACUACAUUAGAACAGAGAUCAACACCCACUUGUGGUUGUAAGAAAGAAGCCUCUUACUUCUGUGAAGAUUGCGAUGAACUGUACUGCAGAGAAUGCAAAGAUGCUCACAGAAAAAUAAAAGUGACAAGAGACCACAACACGUUAACCCUGGAUGAAUACAAAUCCAUCGAUCCAGUUGAAAAAUUUGCAUCAAAACCAAUAAAUUGCCUAAAACAUUCAAUGGAGUUUCUAUUCUUUUGUGAUACAUGUAAGAUACCUGUUUGCGUCGGAUGUACGCAGGUUGAACAUCCAAGGGGCAACGACCAUAAGAUCAUCGAUACAAAAGACGCUUUCAAGAACUUUUCAUCACUUGCAUCUCAACUUGUUACAAAUUCUGAUGAAAAACUAUUCGGUCUUCGUAUUUUCGUUAGCAACAUUAAAGAGACUGAGUCUGUUCUGAGUUCAAAUUACUCAAUAUGUAAAUCAGAUAUUACAAGACAGGCGGAUGAGCUUCAUCAAUUGAUUGAUCGUCGUAAGGAAGACCAACUGCAGAACCUCGAAAGAUCUUAUAAACAAAAGCUGAAGAUAACUGGAACUCAGGUCAGUGAGGUAGAAUUAGCCAUUGCUAAAUUAUCCAGUAUGCGUGGAAUAACGCACAACUUGGUGAGUAGUCCCAACCAGGUUAUGGCACUGAUGUCGAGUUCUGAUGCAUGUGAAAGAUUGCAUGCAGUUCUGAAGGAGGAAGUUAAUACAGAACCUCGAGAAUCUGGAGCUCUACGGUAUCAUCCAAACAGAAGAUUAUCCAAAUCACUGGAAGACGAGGCGGUAGGUAAAUUACGCGGCCAUGAAACAAAGAUAAAUCUAUCAUUCAAAUUAAAAGAAAUAUUGAAGACGGAAGAAAGAAGUUUACUGCGAUUGUAAUAACUCGAAAUGAACUGGAUGAGAUUAUAUAUGACAUGGAUGUAAAGGUGAAUGGUUCAUUUGGUAGAACUGAUUGUCGACAAAAUGAUGAGAUUCAGAUGAAUGAGAUGAAUGUUACCGACGAAAAAAUGGAAGGUACGAGUUUUCUGGCAGCUACUUCGCCUUCGAUAGGUGUACAUUGAGGUGUCAUAUAAUUGAUGGACCCAACAUUUAUAAACGAAAAUUUAUGUUGGAGGUCUGUAUGAAUUGUUCGCCCCUGAAAAAAAUGUCAUGAUGUCUGUUCAAAUGGCUAUGGUUCAAUUCCCAUUUAUUUAAAAUACAGUUGUCCACUCCCUUUAUAAGGUUAAAUUUUUAGGCUGGUUCAUGCUUUUGAAAUAUUCAGUGAUGUGGAUACUUCUUAUUUAACCGAUAACUUUAUAAAGAUUUUUGAACAACACCGUUAUAGAACUAGACAUUCAUAUGAAACAUUUGUAAUUCCAAAUAUUAAAGGCCAAGCUUCGAAAACUUUUUAUUACAAUACUAUCAAAAUUAUCUUCCAUCAAGUAUCAAGUGUAUUAACAAAUUCAAUGAGUUUAUACCUGCGAUAAAGAUUCACCUUGAAAAUGUGCAUCAACCUUGAUUGUUUGUUUUUGUUUACUUUUAUUUUUUAAACGUAAUUGCUUUUAGGACCCCAUUGGAAUUAAGCUGUUUUUCAGCUUUAUAGGUUAUCCUGGUAUUUUUUCAUUGUUUUUUGUGAAUUUUGAGUAAUGAAUAAACCAAGCCAAAAGCCACCAUAAGGUCAAAGUGCAUUUCUGGUAGGGUUGCAAUUGGGCAAAUAUGUAUGAAGCCCAAGGUUUUUUUUUAUCUUCUGAACAAAUUCACAGCGUUAAAUAAGAAAUAAAAUACAAACAUUAAUUAAAAUACCCAAACUUUGAGUCUCUUCAUCACAAAAUAUCUCCUCUCACCAGUUCCAAAACCUUUCCAUUUGACAUACAAUAUUCUCCAGCUAAUCAUCUUGAUAAUUUUCUGUAGAGCUACAUUUAAGGAAAAGUAUAACAGUAUUAUUUUGCCUCAACUAUGGCUACGUUUCUAAUCCAUAUGUAAACACAAAAAAGACCCAAAACAGUGGUAUGCUGAUAGGCGUGGGACCUCACAUUAAAACACGUACAAAACUCAUCCUCUCUCUCUAGGUUUCACUAGAAUUAUCUUUAUUUGCGUUUAAGUCUGCGAGUGCCAUUUCCAGCCAUUAGGUGCCAUAAUCAUAAACUUUCUUUUCUUCAACCCCAACCAUGGUAGGUUCGGCUGAGGUGGGUGGACCUUGGCCAAUAUUUCUGUGAAAGUCCCUCCCUGGGCCCCCCUCUGUUUUCCUGAAUCCGCCACGGCCCCACACAGUAUGAUAAAAUCCCUAUCUGGCCCGGAAGAGUGUGGAUUCGCUUAAAAACAACAACAAAGUGAUUUAUUGCUUUCCCUCCCCUGUUCCCAAUCAGAUCAGUACCGAGCUUAUUUUAUGAAUUCUCGAUUUUUUAUAUUUUUGACGUCUACCCAUCUUAUCCACGACGUAAAGCGCUUGUCAUUAUUUGUUCAUAUUCGCAAUUUACAUUAAUUUCAUUUAUUUAUAAUAUAACAUUUACGUUUGUGGUAAAAAUUUAGUAUAUAUACCUAAUAAUAUUUUUUUUUUUUUUCAUUGUGCGCUAGACCUACAUUUAUUUCUUUUAUGUUUAAAUUUAUUAAUGUUUUCUUUACCUUGUUCUAUAAUUUUACAUAGUCUAUUGACAUAUGCAGUGAAAAUAUGAAACACCACGUGGAUGGAUGCGGCACGUUUCACAUGGCUAUGUGUAUGUCCAAUUUGUAGGGAUCUAUUUUACUCCGACCUCGAUUUAUUUACGAUUCUUAACAUUUUAAUUAUAUUAAUGAACGUUAACCCGUAGUAUAAUUAAUGACAUUUCCACGGUGUUUUUAAUUAGAAUGAUUUAAUUUUGUAUACAUC